Aspergillus fijiensis CBS 313.89 is the source of this 1953-nucleotide messenger RNA. RefSeq lists its product as uncharacterized. The record is from RefSeq and is a predicted model, not a curated record. Gene Ontology annotation, molecular function: microtubule binding. Bases 1 to 1953 code for a protein of 650 amino acids. Lineage: Eukaryota; Fungi; Ascomycota; Eurotiomycetes; Eurotiales; Aspergillaceae. The transcript has a single exon.
AUGUUGAAGGAAGCGACGGAAGACCCGACUCCCAAAAAGCCUCUUGAAAGUCCGAUCAAAUUGUCCAACACUCGACCGGGUCCUUUGAUCUUCGAGACAGAGCACGCAGACUCUCGUCACAGGCGCAGGUCGAUUGCUUCUUCUCUCUCGGACUAUCCUUCGCUUGUUUCAAGCCCCGAGAGGCGUGAGCCGCACGGAUCCUCAUCUAACGGAACUCCUUUACUUCUCGAAACUCCCCCACCCUUCCAGGCAGGCUACCAGUCAUCUGAUCCUGUAGCGCCUGGCAGCGACCAUACGUUGCGAGAAGACCGCCUCUUCCGCCUUGACAGUCAGAAGGCUUCUCCGCAUACGGAUUUCGUUCACAACCGAAACCUCAGCCUUCCCUUGCAGCGCUUCAUCAGUGAAAGGCUAGAGUUAACCUUUGGAAACGAGAGCGGCAGGGAACCUGAAAGCACUGCAACAACCGAAAGACCCACAGAAGUGUUUCCCAGCCUUCACUCUAGCCCGAGAAAAUCCUCUUUACCGCCUCAAGCUGGUAAAUCUUCGACCUCGACCAAAAGCACGCGACGUUCUGCCACUCAGUCACCCGAGGUCACUCGUGAAGGGAGCUUCAACCAGGGGACAGAUGGCAUCGCAAAGACGCUGCGUGAAGCUUGGGAGCAUACUAAAAACGCUAGCUCAACAGCAUCAGUCCAGAAGGUUCCGGCAGCGCCCCUGGAAAAUUCGUCCACGAUGCGUCUGAAGAGACAAUUGACUUCACAUCCUAGUCUCGAGAGCAUCGGAGCGUACCGAUCGGAGGCUCGAUCUAACGAUGAGUCUUCAUCCAUCCCAGCCUUCCUCAAGACUGCGUCGCGGACCUCAACCCCAACCCCGCAGAUGAGAAAGCCCAAGGACCAUUUGGAUGAAAAGAUUUCCUCUAUCCUAACUGCCCUCGAUGCGCAGAUCCACCUCGUGUCCGCGGACACCCAUGAGCACGAUGGACAUUCGACAUCAUCUUACCCACUGAAACAAAGGGAGCGCUUUCGCUCUGUCUCUCCUCACGGCUCGCCAGCUCGUAGUAGCACACCUACUCCAUCGUUGACCAUCACCCCCGCCGUUUCCCGCCGGCGCUAUUCCCAUGCGCACGCUCCAGAAGAGAGUUCCGUGAAGCUCUACCAUCUGCACCGAGGUGGCAAGUCUGCCCCCACGAAGUUGUUCGUCCGGUCAGUGGGCGAGAACGGCGAGCGCGUCAUGGUUCGCGUCGGUGGUGGGUGGGCAGAUCUCGCAGAGUACCUGAGAGAAUUCGCCGUCCAUCACGGACGCCGACAUGUUUCGGACACGCCUUUGGUAGAGGUGCAGGGGCUUUCCCGCACCUCGCCCCCGUCUCCACCUAGAAAUAGAUUGGCACCCACUGCCAGCGGACGGAGAACCCCGUCACGACCGCCCUCCGUCAUCAGUAACCGGCCAGGGUCAUCUUUGGCUGUUCGCAAAACCCGGCGGACCUCUAACGUGUCGGAUAUGACCGAGUUCCGCACAUGCAACCCUGGCGACACGCUGAGCACUUCGUAUUCACCCAUGUCAACCGUAUCCUCGCGCCGUCGACUGUCAACGUCGUCCAACGCCUCGAUGGGCGCGUCCUCGGCAAGCGAGUUCCGGCAUGGGUCUUCGUAUUCGCCCACGAACACCGCCGCGGGCAGUGCCAGCCACACGGUUCCUCUCGGCCUUGCAGGGCCGCGUCCCAGGCACGUCUCGAUCAGCGCCGAGAGCGAGGCAUGGGUGGAAGACGUACUCGGACAAGCUCGAAGGAGCUCGUCCCUGCGGCCGUACACCUACGGCCUCGCGCCGCAAGAGCCAGAGCCCGCUCCCGAAAAGGCGCUCACUCCUCCCGUGAUCUCGAAAUCACGGAGUAUCAGCGAUCUGGGCACCGUCGGCUCCAGCCGACGCAUCGCUCUGCGCGGACUUGGAAGACGUUAA